GUCACGUGGCAGGGACGCCUGUCCCGGCCCGGUUUCCUCGGUGACCGCGCCAAGCUUGCGUUGUGCUGGGCCUCAGCAGACAUGGGGACUCCUCCGGGCCUACAGGCCGACUGUGAGACGCUGCUCAGCCGCUUCCAGGAGACCGACAGCGUGCGCUUUGAAGAUUUCACCGAACUCUGGAGGAACAUGAAGUUCGGGAGCAUCUUCUGUGGUAAAAUGAGAAAUUUAGAAAAGAACUCCUUUACAAAAGAAGCAUUAGCUUUGGCUUGGCGAUAUUUUUUGCCUCCAUAUACCUUCCAGAUAAGAGUUGGUGCUUUGUACCUGCUAUAUGGAUUAUAUAAUACCCAGUUAUGUCAGCCGAAACAAAAGAUUAGAGUUGCCCUGAAAGAUUGGGAUGAAGUUUUAAAAUUUCAGCAAGAUUUGAUAAAUGCCCAACAUUUUGAUGCAGCUUAUAUUUUUAGGAAGUUACGACUAGAUAAAGCAUUUCACUAUACAGCGAUGCCUAAAUUGUUGUCAUACAGAAUGAAGAAAAAAGCUCAACGAGCAGAAGUUACAGAAGAAUUUAAGGAUCCAAAUGAUCGUGUGAUGAAACUUAUCACUUCUGAUGUAUUAGAGGAAAUGCUGAAUGUUCAUGACCAUUAUCAGAAUAUGAAGCAUAUCAUUUCAGCUGAUAGAUCCAAUCCAGAUAAAGCCCUCAGCUUGAUAAAGGAUGAUUUUUUUGACAAUAUCAAAAACAUAGUUUUGGAGCAUCAGCAGUGGCAAGCAGACAGAAAGAAUCCACCCUUAAAAUUAAAAGUUAAAGAUGGAGAAGAAAAGAGGGAAGGAAGUUCACGUGAGUCAGAGAAAUGCGAAAGGGCAGAAACAUUAGCAAAAAUAAAAUCAAAAGCUUUUUCAGUUGUUGUUCAGGCAUCCAAGUCCAGAAGACAUAGGCAAGUUAAACUUGACUCUUCUGACUCUGAUUCUGCAUCUGGCCAAGGACAAAAAGCAACUAGGAAAAAAAGAAACAAAGAAACAUUGCCAUCAGCAAAAAGGAAAAUAUCUUCCCGAGGUGACUUGCGGAAUAUACAUAAGGAAGAUAAGUCUUUAAGUCUGAGUAUGCCUAUCAUUACAGAAGAGGAAGAGAAUGAAAGUUUUAGUGAAACAGAGUUCACUGCACCCAAGAGGAAAAGAAAACGCAGAACAUAGAGCUUCUUGCGGUUCUUACAUUUUGAGCUCUCUGACAGAACAAAAGAUUUCUAUUUUGCAUACUGAACCAGAAAACCACCAGUAUUAACAGUAAUUCUUCUGGAAGUCUAUAAGCUUUUUCUUUUUUAAAUGUCUUAAUAUCUUAGUAUGGUAACAAUGAUGGAUCUCAUUCCCCUGACCCUGAAAGAGCCUCCAGUGUGGCACCAUUGGAAAGGAUGUGUAAAGAGAAGCUUCUAAAAUCUCAGGGCUAGGACGAAUGGAGAUGUUACUGAGACCGCUCAAAAAAUUUGACGAUCAAUGGGAUGAUGAUGAUGAUCUAAGUAUGGUACUAUAAUAAAAGGACAAAAAUGAGAGUAAGAACUUACCCCAAAUUUUAAUUAUAUCUUUUUUUGUUGAAAUCUGCAUGGAGAUAAAAUUUGAACUUAGGACACAAUGGAAACAACCCUAUUAUUUCUAUAAUAUUACUAUUUCCUACAAAUUUUUGAGCUACUAUGUUAGUACAGCUAACUAACAUGCAAUAGUAAUAACUAUUCUAUUUUAAAUCUUUUUUUUUCCCCAUUUUUGGGCUAUCCCCUGGCAGUGCUCAGGAACUGCUCCCGCUCUGUGAUUGGGGUCAUACAGUAUCAGAGAUAAGACCUGGACCUCCUACAUGCAAUACAUGCCUUUAGCCUGUUGAACUCUCAGGCCUCUUUUGGGUUACUUAUUUUCUGGCUUUAAAGAUACUAGCCAAGUGCUUCAGAGGGGACCAUGUGGCAUCAGAGAUAAAAUCUAGGCCUUCAGUGUCCCAGCUCUCUGAGUUAUCUCUCCAGCCAUUUCUUUCUUUAAAAAAAUAUUUAUUUUUCCUUCCUGGGUCACACCCGGUAGUUCUCAGGGGUUGCUCCUGGCUCUGCACUCAGGAACCACCCCUGGUGGUGCUCGGGGGACCAUAUGGGAUCCUGGGAACCCAGGUUGGCCACGUACAAAGCAAAUGCCCUACCCGUUGUACUAUAGUUCCAACACCCAAUUUUUUUUUUUUUUUUGCAGUCUGGUUUUCAAAACUGUUAAUAAUGGAGUUUCAGGCAUUCAGUGUUUAGACUCUCAACCACCGCAGUGUCAGCAUCCCUCCAUCAAUGACCCACGGUUCACUGCCUCAUCCCAUAGACAUUUCUUGAAUUACUAAUGUUUAUUAUAUGUAAAAUAUGUAAAAUAAAUAAAAUUAUUGGAUGUAUAAAGGAAGUAUCAUUGUGUACACCCAAUGUCAUCGUGUACUACCUUCAUAGAAAGGCCAUUUUAGACAAUUAUUUUGAAUUGAUCCUUGUUACCUUUAUUUCAGAAAGUGGUAAAAUAGCUGGGGAAGAUAGGCCUUUUGAGGAGCUUACUGAUGCCAGAACUGAAUCGUUUGAACUAUUGACCUAGUUUUGAAAAAUAAUUUUAAAAAUAGUUAAAUCAAACCCAUCAAGAAGACUUCAAACACCUACAGUUGGGUCUUAACAAGACUAACUUAGGGGCCUGAGACAUAGUUCAUCAGGCUGGAGCAUGGACUGUGCGUGAGGGAGACCUGGGUUUGAUAUCUGCCUCUGCAUGGCCUCCUGAGCACUGCUAGAUGCAACCUCAAACACCUCCAGGUGUGGCCCCCAAACAAACAAAAAACAUCCACCUUACUAUGAAACGUUAGAAGACAUUUAGUACUAAUGCCAAAGAAUUAAAAAAACUAACAUCCAUCCCUAAAUGAGGCCAGUCUUGGAACCAACUCCAUUCAAAGCUCUCUACUAGACCCUGGGAGGAAGCCCCUUUUCAUGGAAUUUAUAUUCUAGAAGUGUGAGAUAAUGAGAACUGAAAUCCAUGAGUAGAAAGAAGGACUGUGAAGAAAGUAAAAUGGGUGCUAGUCACAGUAUUGCAGGAGAGCCUUGUUACAUUCUGAUGUUAAGGUCUUAAGUGGUCUCUCUAGGAGUACCAGAAAGGCUGGCAGCCCUCUAGAAAGGGGCUUGCUACUUUUUCUCUAUGAAUUAAUGUUGAGCUCCACGCAAGAAAGGGGGAUUUGCCCCAGGCCGGUGUAAAGGAGUGUAUAUGGCUGUUCAUUCAGUUAAAGAUCGGUCUCCCAGAAUAAACUAUUUAUGGCUCCAGAGCCCUCUUUAGAAAAUUUUGGGUCAGUGAUUCUAUGCUAUCCCAUUAUCCCCUAUCUAGGAGAGUGAUAAAUAAUUAGAGAUACUGAGAGGUUAAAGGAAAUAACAACAUUUGGGAACCCCCAUCUACCUUAAGUAGUGCCCCUUUUGCAGGUCAGCUACCUUUCUUGAGAGCAGGAUGGCCAAGAGGAGGAAGAAUGUUUCUCGGAUUUCAGUAGUGAGGAGGAAGCACCAAGACCGCCACAACUGGACUAGUACUAUUGAAUUCGCCAGCGUGCCCAUCCGGGGACACUGUUCCUUCCCUCCUUUCCCAGGGUUUGGCCCACAGUAGUAGGCAGUCCCAGUUCUGUUUGGCUGGCAGGGCUGAGAGGGGAAUCUGGGGGCUCGGGGAGGGAAGAAGGAAAGCCUGGGUCCUACUGGUUAUGUUUAGCCGACUGGGACCCAAUAAAGGCGACUUAAAGGUGGCAUAAAUGACCGAAAGGCACAUAAAUGUGCUCUGGGGGAGGGGUGCACAGUCUGCAAUAACGGCUUGCAUACCCUCGGGGCACCUGCGCCCUACUGGCCUGAAUUGCAGCAUCUCCGAGCCUCUGCAUGUGACAUCUUGGCUACUACUCUGGGCCCUAUGUCUCCUCACGUGGCGACCAAUGUGGCUGCUGGUGCAGGGAGUUCAGCCCCCCGAGUGGGUCCUGCACCCAGUGCAGCUGCCCCCCUCUUACUCCAGGGUCUCCCAAGCUCUGGCCUUCACAUUCCCCUGAUCUUCCACCUGAAUCGCCCCAUGCCCUAAAACCCUGGGCCAAGGCAGGGGAUUUCCAUCACCUGCAUACCUGGACUGAUGCCCGGUUGUUGAUCCCACCUCAGAAGCUGCCUAAGACUUUGGUUCCCACCCUCUAUGAGUAUUCAGGUAGAGUUGCCCUCUGGGUCCCAUCGAUUUGCCAUUCCACACCAGGGUUUGAAUGACAAGCCAGCAACAUAUCAGAGGCUCCCAGGUGACCCAAUGAUAUGUUGGACUCAGGAUGAGAGUCCGCCUCUAGCUUUGCCUCCUAGAAGGACAAGUACAAUUCCAACUAGGUCUAGAUCAACCUGAAGAUCAGAUAUUUGAAAUGCCUGCUCCACCUCUAAGUGGACAGAUUUCAAAAUUUAAUAAAAGUUCAUUAUUUCACCUGAAAACCGGAUGAAGGGUGUAUUUGGCUGUCAAUAUACCACUAAAGUUGUUGGAACUCCCAGAAAAUAUGAGUCCUCAUUGUCUACCACAACAUAUGCAGGAUAAUUACUUAGAUUCCAGUAUGCAUAUCUUUUAUCCCGAGGGGAGUGAACCUUUGGAUAUACUGGGAGGUUCAGAGCAACAUCCACAGAUCCCUCAUGAGAUUGAAUCCUUUUCACCCCAGUUUCAUCAUCCAGAACCCUUUGAAAAGAUAGAACAGCUUCCCUUUAAGGCCCUGGAAGCUGAAAUUUCAGCAAGUACACGACAGACCCCAGCUGCACUUCAGGAUCUCUGAGGAAUCGAAAGCUUCUUUAGUUCAGGACUCAGAUUUGUUGUCAAGUACCCCUCAAGAGGGUGAUACUGCUUCAGUCCUGCCAGAAACCCUAGUUCAUCCUACACUGGUUGCUGAUGAAAAGGGAUCUUCAGUGCCUCAGGAGGUGGAAGCUCAGCCUUCAGAGUCAGGUCUGGAACUUGUAGCGCAGUCUUUACUGCAUCAUCAGGAAAAUGAACUGUCUCCAGUCCAGAAAGAAGCCCAUCUUUCAUAUAUAUCUACUGUCACCAUCAAACCUGCCUAUGUGCAGAUUACUAGAACCCAAAGGGUCACCAAUGAGGGUGAAACUUCAACCCAGCCAGAAACCCUAAAUCUAACUCACACUGCAGAGAGCCUUGAAAAGAAUGAACAACCUCUAACCCAAGCAGAAGCCCAGUGUCAGCUUCUAGAGAGCCCUGAGGGUGACUCUGCCAUAUAGCAGGGGGCAGUGGUUCAAGCUCAGAGAUCCCUGAGGUGACUGAAUCUUCAGUCCACAGGAAUCUCUAGCUCAUCCUCCUGAAUCCUCUACAGAGUUGGAAGCUCAACCAUUUCUGUAUCCUGAGGAAAAUGUUCCAUCUCCAAGUCAGAAUGAAGAUCCAUACUUAAACUUGCUCCGUGUCACUGCUAAACCUUUGAGUGUGACAUUUUUCAUAUUUUCAGAAGUCAGUCAUGAGGUUGAACACUCUCCAGUGCCACAGGAGGCCCUGGAUCAGCUUUCUGAGUCAUCUGAGGAAUCAGUCCCUCAACCACUUCUGCAUCCUGAAGAAAAUAUUUCAUCUCCAAGUCAUAAUGAAGCUCCAAGCUUAAAUUUGCCUCAUGUCACUGGUAAACUUAUGGGUGUGACAUUAACCAUAUCUACAGAGGUCAGUUCAGAUGAGCUUCACACAUGAAGGGACCGGCAGAGGAAGCCAGGUAUGCGGGACCCGGGGCUGAGAUCUCCAAACCUGCUUGGUUUGGGACUGGGCUUUCUCCACCCAGACCCCCCAUUUCCCAGUAGCUUGGCAGCCACACCCACAAUCUGCCCCCGGCACCAUGUAAUCCCACCAAUGGCCAACAUCCAGAGACUAUAAGACCAAGUUCCCGGAAGAGAGCGACGCAGAGUCUCUUGCCUGCCCGUGUCUGGCUGUCUUCACCGGGGCCCCCCAGAGGGGACGAGUUGUCUUUCCCUCCCCACCCCAAACAGAGCCUUGACAGUUGAAGACCUCAAAAACCUAGCCACAGCCAUGCUCAAGGCCACUCUCCACAUGUUCCGACGAGCCUCCUGCCAGAAGGGACUGGCAGAGGAAGCCAGGUAUGCGGGACCCAGGGCUGAGAUCUCCAAACUUGCUCAGAUUGGGACUGGGCCUUCUCCACCCAGACCCCUAUUUUCCAGUACCUUGGCACCUACAUCCAAAAACUGCCCCAAACAACAUGUAAUCCCACCGAACAGCCAACAUCCAGAAACCAUAAGACUAAGCUCCCGGAAGCACAUGGCCUCUUUGUGGCCGUGUGUCAUCUAAGAGCCUUGUUCUCCCUCUUGGAGAACCUGACAAGCUACCAUGAGUAUCCCGCCUGCUCAGCAGAGCCUGGCAAGCUACCCGUGGGUAUUUGAUAUGCCAAAAACAGUAAUGAUAGGUCUCAUUCCCUUGACCCUGAAAGAGCCUCCAAUUUUUGGGAAAGACGAGUAAGGAGAGGCUGCUGAAAUCUCAGGGCUGAGUGUAGUAAAGACAUUACUGGUGCCCGCUCGAGUAAAUCGACGAACAAUGGGAUGACAGUGAUACAGUGAUAUGUAAAUGAUUGUUUUUGUAUUUAUGGUCUAGUAAUGAAUUUGUUUAUGUGUACUAUUUAGUGUGUGAUUGAGCGCAAUAAAGUCUUUGCCUUAUUUCGCUAUAUUUUUUAAUAUGUGAAACAUAUAAGUAACUUGUGAUUUGUUGAUUUUAUAAAAUUCACUUUCUAGCACAACAGGGAAGGUG
Sorex araneus (European shrew) is the source of this 6750-nucleotide messenger RNA. RefSeq names its product small nuclear RNA activating complex polypeptide 1 (gene SNAPC1). The transcript is spliced from 10 exons. Bases 82 to 1185 code for a protein of 367 amino acids. NCBI's taxonomy places the organism in Eukaryota, Metazoa, Chordata, Mammalia, Eulipotyphla, Soricidae. Gene Ontology annotation, biological process: snRNA transcription by RNA polymerase III; snRNA transcription by RNA polymerase II. The record is from RefSeq and is a predicted model, not a curated record. Gene Ontology annotation, cellular component: snRNA-activating protein complex. Gene Ontology annotation, molecular function: sequence-specific DNA binding.